This is a messenger RNA of Jatropha curcas, 4572 nucleotides long. RefSeq names its product SNF2 domain-containing protein CLASSY 1. Gene Ontology annotation, biological process: gene silencing by siRNA-directed DNA methylation. Gene Ontology annotation, molecular function: chromatin binding; ATP binding. NCBI's taxonomy places the organism in Eukaryota, Viridiplantae, Streptophyta, Magnoliopsida, Malpighiales, Euphorbiaceae. The record is from RefSeq and is a predicted model, not a curated record.
ACUGCUACUUAAACAGACUGGCUGACCAAACCAAAUACUGGUCUAUGAAUUAAGUCUUAGCUCAUGCAACUGCACGCACCCCAAGAUUCUCAGACCACUUAUAGAAUUGCCCGCUACUCUGUCUCUGUCUCACACUCUCUUUUUGAGUGAGAACUCAUUUUCCCAGGUUCACUGCAUUUCUUUCUUUAAUGGAGUCACUUUGCCUCUCUUGAUGGUAAUCUUGCCGGAAUUUGGCUAUUUCUGAUCAAAGUCACCUGAAUUUAGUUUUCUUUCAAAUACCCAGAAAUUCUUUUCAGUUUUCUGAACAACAAUGAAGAGAAAGCGCUUACAUGAAUCCAAGCAUCCAUUGAACCCGCACCCUUUUGAGGCCUUACAUGGCGGCUCAUGGCAGAGUGUGGAUCGUAUAGAGAUUAGAAAUGGAUCUAUGACCAUUCAUUUUGCAAAUAUUAAUCAUGUGAUUGAGGAGAAGGGACCAAUCUCGAACAUCCGCGUAAAGUCAAGGCAAGCAACGACAUCUGAUUGUACCUGCGUUCUGAGGCCUGGCAUUGAUGUUUGUGUUCUUUCAUCAACUGAAAAUGCUGAAAAUUCAGAGGUGUGGUCUGAUGCUAGAAUAAAUUCUAUAGAGAGGAAGCCUCAUGAAUCUCAAUGCGAAUGCCAGUUUUUUGUCAAGCGCUAUGUUAACCAAGGUCCUCUUGGAUCAGAGAAAGGAACUCUUAGCAAAGAUAUUGAAAAAGUAGGAAUAGACCAAAUUUGCAUACUUCAAAGGGUUGACAAAAUUCCUUGUGAAGGUCAGUUCUACCGUUGGGAUUUCUCAGAAGACUGUUCUUGUGUACAAAGAACUAAAUUGUUUAUAGGAAAGUUUUGCUCUGACCUUGCAUGGCUAAUUGUGGCGUCUGUUCUGAAACAACUAUCAUUUGAUGUGAGAUCAGUUCAAAAUAAAAUUGUGUAUCAAAUUUUGGAUUGUGAUGAUGGAUGCUCAAUAAAACCUAAUCGUUUGAAUUCUGUAAAUUUCAAAGUUGACAAUAAUAUUUUAACACCAGUUGUGCAUCAAUUCACUCCUGAUAAUAUUGAUGCUAGUGAGGCUGGUCCUGCUUCUGAUGUGCAUAAGGUUGAUAAAGAUGAACUAUCUCCAGUUUAUAAUGUUAACAACUUGCGGCGGUCUAAACGUCGAAAUGUCCAACCCGACCGCUUCCUUGGCUGUGAUGUUCGUCCGGAGGAAGAUGUUGGUUGGGUUCGAACCAUGCCUUAUAAGCCAGACAAAUGGAAGGAAGAUGAAAUGUCCUUACCGCUGUCAUUACUGUUUGGCCCAAUUACAAAUUCUUCCACAGAGCAAACUGAGGGAGAAAUGGGAGUACUAUCUUCUGGAUUAGAACCUAUUGAAAACCUCCCUCUUUCCAAGUUCAAGACUAAACCAAGAAAGGUAAAAUCCGUUGUGGUUAACCAAAAAGAAAAUGAAAAUGAACUGGCAAUUGUUCCUGUGCCCACUGAGAGUGAUCUGGUAGCCUUUGAAGAGGCCAAUUCCAAUGAGAAGACUCCUGCAUAUCACUCACGAGAGACCAGUGAUAUCUCAUUUGGUUAUUAUGGUACAAAAAGUUCUCCAGCUAUUCGAAAGAAAAAUUCUUCUGAAUUUGAUGAUAUAGUAUUUGAGAGUAAAUGGAAAGGAAGAGCACCUAUUAGAAAUGUUCAAACUGGGAGGCACCGUCCUUUGCAUUCAAAGAGGGAUGAUCAUGGUGAGCCACUGACAUAUAAGAGGACAACUUUAAGUGCAGGUGCAUAUAAUAAGCUCAUAAAAUCUUAUAUGAAGAACAUUGAUUCAACAAUGAUGUCAAAUGAGGAGCCACAUAUCGUUGACCAGUGGGAACAAUUUAAAGCGAAAACUUGCACAGGCCAAAGUGAGAAAAUGGAACCACCAGCAACUGAGGAUGAUGGAGAAACCUCUGAAACUGAAAUGUUGUGGAGAGAAAUGGAACUAUCUUUGGCAUCGGCUUACCUUCUUGAAGAAAAUGAGGUUCGAGUUUCCAAUGAGACUAUGCAAAACUCAACUGAGAAUUGCCGGCACGCAUUCAAAAUGGAUGAAGAAAUUGGGAUUUUAUGCUGCAUAUGUGGCUUUGUUAGCACUGAAGUAAAAUAUGUUACGGCACCAUUUAUGGAAUAUGUAGGCUGGACUGCAGAAAAUAGGCCAUGGAAUGUAGAAGAUUCUGAUGGUAAGCCAGGUGAAGAAGAUGGCUUAAAUUUUUUUAGAAAUUAUGUUUCAAGUGAAGAGAUGUCUUUAUCAGAAGAAAAUGAUAACGUGUGGGCCUUAAUACCUGAGCUGAGAAAGAAACUGCACUUGCAUCAGAAAAAAGCUUUUGAGUUCUUGUGGAAAAAUGUUGCUGGCUCUCUAACUCCAGCUAAUAUGGAGAAAUCAUCCAAGAAGAUAGGUGGCUGUGUUGUCUCUCAUACUCCUGGAGCUGGAAAAACUUUUCUCAUUAUUGCUUUUCUUGUUAGCUACCUGAAGUUGUUUCCUGGAAAACGGCCUUUGGUCCUUGCCCCAAAAACAACACUCUAUACCUGGUACAAGGAAUUUAUCAAGUGGCAAAUUCCUAUCCCGGUUCAUCUAAUCCAUGGUCGAAGGACAUAUAGAGUCUUCAGGCAGAAGACAGUGGCAAUUCGAGGAGCUCCAAAACCCAGCCAUGAUGUUAUGCAUGUUUUGGAUUGCUUGGAGAAAAUUCAGAAAUGGCAUGCACAACCAAGUGUCCUUGUCAUGGGUUAUACCUCAUUUCUGACAUUAAUGAGAGAAGAUUCAAAGUUUGCUCACAGAAAAUAUAUGGCUAAAGUGUUGCGUGAAAGUCCAGGACUUCUAAUACUUGAUGAAGGGCAUAACCCCAGAAGUACUAAAUCAAGGUUAAGGAAGGUUUUGAUGAAAGUGGAAACUGAUCUCAGAAUCUUGCUUUCAGGUACUUUGUUUCAGAAUAAUUUUUGUGAAUAUUUCAACACUUUGUGUCUGGCUAGGCCAAAGUUCAUCAGAGAGGUUUUGAGGGCAUUAGACCCAAAGUUCAAGAGAAAAAAGAAAUUGGCGGAAAAAGCUCGCCAUUUGUUAGAAUCACGAGCAAGAAAAUUCUUUUUAGAUAAUAUUGCAAGGAAAAUUGAUUCAGAUAUAGCAGAAGAAAGAAUGCAAGGUCUAAAUGAGCUGAGAAAAAUCACAAGUGGUUUUAUUGAUGUCUAUGAAGGUGGACCUUCUGAUAACCUUCCAGGUUUACAGAUUUAUACCAUAUUGAUGAAUUCAACAGAUAUACAACAUGAGAUGUUGGUGAAACUCCACAAGAUUAUGGCUACAUACAAUGGGUAUCCUCUAGAACUAGAGCUUUUGAUCACGCUUGCCGCAAUACAUCCUUGGCUGGUUAAAACGUCUAAUUGUGUUAACAAGUUUUUUACUUGGGAGGAACUAGUGGAGCUUGAGAAGCUGAAAUAUGAUUUCAAGAAAGGUUCCAAAGUGAUGUUUGUCUUGAAUCUCGUGUAUCGGAUAGUCAGGAAGGAGAAAGUUCUGAUCUUCUGCCAUAACAUUGCCCCUAUUAAUUUAUUUGUUGAAUUGUUUGAGAAUGUCUUUAGGUGGCAGAAGGGUAGAGAAAUUAUGGUCCUUACCGGGGAUCUCGAGCUAUUCGAACGAGGAAGAGUGAUGGAUAAAUUCGAGGAACCUGGUGGCCCAUCAAGGGUACUUCUUGCAUCGAUUACAGCUUGUGCUGAAGGCAUUAGUUUGACAGCAGCUUCGCGGGUAAUUAUGCUGGACUCAGAGUGGAAUCCUUCCAAAACAAAGCAGGCUAUUGCAAGAGCCUUCCGACCUGGUCAACAAAAGGUGGUGUAUGUAUAUCAGCUACUAGCAACUGGUACACUUGAAGAAGAUAAGUAUAGAAGAACAACAUGGAAGGAGUGGGUAUCUAGCAUGAUAUUCAGUGAGGCAUUUGUGGAGGACCCUUCACGCUGGCAAGCAGAAAAGAUUGAAGAUGAUGUCUUACGAGAGAUGGUGGAGGAGGACCGAGUUAAGUCGUUCCAUAUGAUAAUGAAAAAUGAGAAAGCUUCAACUGGAUGAUCAAAGGCGAGCCUUGCUAUAAUAAUGUAAAAUGAGUUAAAAAGCUGCUUAGGCUUGCUGGAUACUGGAAGCCUUGAAUAAUUGCAGAAAUGUAGCUAAAAUAUCAUAAGAAUGUGCUGAAUGAAGCCAAACCUUUGGAGUAAGCUCUCUGUCCAGCUCUUCAGUUUUCUUAACAAUUUUCAUUCUCAGCAUCUAAAUAUCUUAAAUAUAGGUGAAUCAACUGCUUGUUUUUCCUUAUUUCUGAAUGCUCUUUAUUUAUAUAUUAUUCAUUGUCAUUUACUUUAAGAAAAACUUAUCAAAAAGUCUUAUUUAUUGGAAAGAACAAAGUAAAUGACAUUUUGGCUUGAGAUGCUGAAUAUUUUGAUUUCCAAUUCAUUCUCAGGUGUGUUAUAAAACUGUAUAUUUCCUGAUAGAAUAUAGGAUCUUUCUGGAAUAAUGUUCAGAAAGUUCUGGAAUGGAUUUGUGCUGCCAUGAGAAUGUAGGAUCUCUCUUUUCUUUUCUCUCCA